AUGCGAGUUUCAAAAAGUUAUCAAAACACCACAAUUUUCCUGCUUGUGUAUGUUAUACACUGCAUGCGGGUGUGCACAAGCACAAACUCCACGAAAAAAGAGGACCUGGCCUCGGAUGCAACUAUUUAUGAAUUCAUACGCUGGCUCAACAGGAGCAACGUGCACUCUCGGAAAGUGUACCCGACAAUGUCAAGCGGAUACUGCAUUAUCAACCCUAACUGGGGGCAGAUUAAAGAAAGCCUUUCCUGCCCAAAUACCAUAAGCUUCUAUUUUAUAAACAGGUUUGACACGGGAACUGUCCUGGGCCUUGAAUUCAGAAAAGACCACCCAGCCUUUGUGGACAAAGCCGGCAGCGCAAAAUACUUGUCCGAUAGCGAAAAGGUUCUGCUCCUGCUAAACCGUAUCUCGAGCUUUUCAGACGUUCUGUAUCUUGUCUUUCAAAAAUGGGUGUGCAAGGAGCAUCUCACAUACGCCAUCAACACAGGCCUGGAGAAGGUUUCAGAAACAGUGCACUCCUGCAUCCUGCACCAGGGCGUGCCAAAAGAAAACAUAUGGCAGGACGUGUGCGUAAUAAAAAGCGUGCCUAGCAGCCCAGACGAGCUGCGGCUGGAGUGGAUUGACCGGAAGGAAAACAAGCUAGUUUCCCACAUGCUGAGCAUAGAGAGCCCGCUUUUGCACAUGCUCCUGCACGUUUUUGCAGGCGGGUUUCUUCCUGAGUCUUCUGUCUGCGAGCCAAACCUGCAUUCCUCUGUGUAUACGCAAGGCCCUCCAAUGCUUUUACAUCGCGGGAUGCACAGGUUUAUAACUUCCAUAUGCAAGAAUACUUCCUCCUGUCUGAACAAUAGCAAGCUUUUCAAAAGAAUUUUGAAAAACAGAACCGGGGAGCCACACGAGCGCGCGUUUUAUCCCAUGGUGUGGCUGUCUGAGGUGAAGACCAAGAUGAAGACCCCGAAUACCGCUGCUUGUCUUCUGAAGGCCGAGUUCAUCCGGCAGGACGUAAUUACAGUUCUUGUUAUAGAAAGCUCUCUAAGCCAAAUGUACAUGUUCGAGUACAGCGCCAGCGGGUGUCCUUGGGACCCAGACGGCAAGUUCAUGCCUGCGACAAUUCCCUUCGAGUAUGACAAAAUAGAAACUGAGCUGCAAAAGGACUUUUGCUUUGCAGUGGGGCCGCCCGACGAGGACAACACCAUCAUCAUAAAGGGCCGCAAGCCACUCAAGGCGCGCGGCACAGCCUCUCCCGAGGUAAAUGAUCCGCUAAUUGUAAUGUGGAACGACCCCUCCCUGCACGACAUCAUAUGCGUUCAACUAGACACCCAGUACAAAGAGGACUCUGUGCUAACUAGAUACGACGUGUUCUCGAGCGACUUUAUGGAGAUUCUGACCUCUUUGUUUGAUGCACAUAAAGUCAAAAACCUUUUAGAACUGCAAAAUAGAGCGCGCGACCAAAUGAUAAACACGCUCGCAAUGGACAGGCUGACACGCGCUGACUUGGUCGAGUAUCAAACGAUACAGACGUGGGGAGGCGCUCCAGCGCGGUCCAUACUCGAUGCUAUGGAGGAAAGGUACAUCAAGACACAAAUUAAAAAUGCGCCUGCAGGACUGUCCGAGCAAGACAUGGUGUUGUACAAGAGCAUGGUAUCUUCUUUAGGCAUCGCCAAAACAAUUGCCAUAAAAAGGGCCAAGUUCAAAGAUACACUGCAGAACAAAGACGGAGAAGUGUGCGGGUUCAGGAACCUGCAACAAGCAUGGCCAGACCUAUACGCGCCCCAAAAUGCCUCUGGCGAAAACGACGCAGUUUCCAAAAAGGACAGCGCAGACUCUAAACAGCCCAGCACCAGGCAUAAGAGCAAGAAGAAAAACAAAAAGAAAAAAUAA
Nematocida major is the source of this 1875-nucleotide messenger RNA. RefSeq lists its product as uncharacterized. The coding region runs from base 1 to 1875 and encodes 624 amino acids. The record is from RefSeq and is a predicted model, not a curated record. The transcript has a single exon. NCBI's taxonomy places the organism in Eukaryota, Fungi, Microsporidia.